This is a messenger RNA of Theileria annulata, 1947 nucleotides long. Its product is annotated as Tpr-related protein family member, putative. NCBI's taxonomy places the organism in Eukaryota, Apicomplexa, Aconoidasida, Piroplasmida, Theileriidae. Bases 1 to 1947 code for a protein of 648 amino acids. The transcript has a single exon. The record is from RefSeq and is a predicted model, not a curated record.
AUGUCUAAUCAAUAUGAUAGUUUGAAGAAAGUUGCAUAUGCCUUUGCUGGGUUUGCUAUGAUGCUUAACAUUAGGCUUUCAUACAGUGCUGCACCAUAUGCCUUGUUGAGGUUCAAAUUACCAGAGAAUCUAUUCAGUGUGUUUGUCAGGAUUAUUGCUGGUGCUCUCGAAAUAUGGUGUUUACCUACUAUCGUUAUAUCUAAUAUACUGGAACAGCUGUAUAAAUGGCUUAAACAAUCUGAUGAUGCGGAUGCUAAGCUUCUCAAAGAAGCAGCUGAUGGAACUGCUUCCUCAGGACUCCGAGGCCUGGCCAAAAAACUACACGGUGCAGCCGAAGCUCUGGCCAGUGGUGCUAGUGAUGGGAAUAAAGCCCAAGAUCUUGCCACAGCUGUCGGUGCUAGUGAAGGCACUGGUAGUGCUCCUACUAAUCUUCGAGACGCCCUCAGACAACUUGCUGGUGCUAGUGCUACUGAACUAACUAGUAAGGCCCAAGCUGUUAAAACUAAAUACGAAAAAGGCCUUGAUGGUGCCCAACCCAAAUUCGAAGCAGUUGAGAAACAAAACAAAUCUAGUCCAUAUUCCCACCAAACUAAGUAUCAAGCAGUUGUAGGUGCUUGGAAGGCAUUUGAUGCUUUAUAUAAUGAAGCUUUGAAUGGUGUCAAGAGUUAUCUAAUUAGAUGGCCAUCAGUUAUUUGUAUGUGGUCCAACUUUCUCACAUUUGUCAUACUGUUGGUUGUAUAUGUUACUGGUGGUGACACAGGUCAUGUAACUGCUUAUUAUGCAGUCAUUGCAGUCUCUGGCUUUAUAUUUGGCAUUAACAUGGCAUUGGUUUAUGCUCAAGACGAAUUUGAGUAUAUGGUAUAUUAUCUUGUAGGUGAAAAUUCAUUUCCAGCUGUCACUUCAGCAAUACUAUACUUUGCUACAUCUAUAUUUGGUAACAGGAGGAAAUACAACUCUGACUACCUUGUUGUUCUUAUUGAUAUCUCGAUUUCAAUCAUAAUUGCAUUUGUGGCGGCAGUUGUGUGGACAGUGGCAAACUGUCCAACUAUAGACUUCUUCAAGGGUAUUUGGAUAGUCCUUACUGAAUCUUGGGAAUCUAAAUCUGCUGAAACACAUUCUGAUGAAUGUAAGGUUGCCCAAUGUCAUGUAAUAGCUCCCGCACUCAUGGUUAUUGUCGGUAUGGGACUUGUUUACUGUGUAUAUCCUGGAAUUGCACCUGGUAUGAUAGUGCCAUUCUAUCUAGUUGACAAGAUUGAGAUGAUACUUCUGGUGGCUACAGCUGUCCCACCGGUCAUUGUUGCUCUUUUAAAAGAGUAUGAGUUUGGUCCAUACAAAGCCAAGUGGAAUUGGGGAGGAGAACACACAUGGACCCCUAGUGGUGGUGGAUGUAAGUUUUGGGGAUCCAGUUGGAACUUUACAUCCAAAAACGAUUUAGCCUGGUGGCAUCUGUGUGAUAUUCUUAUACCUCUCAAGAUCUGUCUUGCUGCCAUAUUCAUAUAUUCCCUUCAUUAUAGAGAUUCUUCACUAUCCCGUGCUAUUGUCAAUCAACCCAAAAUGUCUACAUUUCUAUCCAUUAUCUUUUAUAUGUGCCAUGAGAUACUGUUGGCUGUUGGGUUUCCUGGUAUGGCAACCAACAACGUGUAUGUUGUAAUGCCAAUCCAAAUGAUUGGUGCAUUCCUUAUGGUACUCCUGGCAUUCUAUAGUAUAGGUUAUAUAACUGAAUAUAAGCGGCACGACCCUUCCGACUGGCCAACAGACGGCAUGACCAAGUGGAAUGCCCUGUGUUACUGGCUAAAAAUGGCGAGCAAAAUUACCAAUAAAAAUUUCAAACAAUUGUUUACUAAAGAUUUACGUAGAGAUUUAGUUGUUCUAUCCAUUCAAUGGAUAAGAUUCCAUAAAAUAAAUAAAAAAUAUAUAUCAAAAUUUUUUUCAAUUAUUUAUAAUUAA